UUUCGAAAUAUCAUGUUUGAUAGGAAUAAUUGAAAAAAUGCAUUUCUUCUUGUCUUCUUGAUGUUCCAGCUGUUCACCUGGGCACAGAAUCUCGGACUGGUACCGUUGUGCUUUACGAUACUGAAAGACGUGGAGCGAGACGUAUCAAGAUUAUACUGACGAAACUCGUUCCGCUUAAAACUGCAAGAAUGUGCUCGAUUAACUAAACGGAGACAGUCUAUAAUUUUUUCAAUAUUCGGAAGCGCUCUAGAACCUAAGAGAUAUACUGUAGUAAUGGACCGAAGAAUGUUAUAUGAUUAAGGGAUUCUUAAUAAGUAUUUCAUACUAAUAAUAUUCGGCAGUUUGACAGGCAUAACACUUUAUUAAAAAUCAUAGCUUCAUUUUUUCGUAAGAUUUUAGAUUAUCUCGGCGGCGAGUACGAAGAUAGCUGCCUUCGAGGUUAUUGUGCCGUGUAAUCUGGCAGAAGUUUACCUUCUACCAAACUAGCGCUGCAAUCCAGAAGUCAGCCACCUUCAGUUUCUCGACUGUCUUCGUUUGCAUGUUCUGUUAUAGGUCAGCUACAGACUACAAUGAAAAGGACGUUAAUGUGCUUAUUGUGUGCAAUCCAUCAGUAUAAAAAUGUAGAUCCAAAUCUUGAUCCAUAUAAUUAAGUUAAAAUCUGGAUUAAUGACUGUAUUAACCGACCCGCAAAUCAACACGGUGUCACAAGCCAGAAGAACUUGACAUAUUGUUCGCCGUGAGAACCUCAAAUGCUAAUGCUUCUGCAGUAUGCUAAUUUCUUCAGUAUAAUUACCGACGCCCACUGUUUCUCCUUGUGCAGCGGUUCCGUUGACCGCUACCAGGCAGCCAAACUCUGUCCGAAACAAGAAGGUCUUCGAAGUGGCCUCGACUUCACUGCCAAAAAGAACGGACUUUGAAGGAAAAAUAAAUAAAUUUAAUUGGAUGAAAAGUAGAUAAAUAUAAAACCAGCUUUGUGCCCAACUCCAUCGAGUCGUAUUGACCAGUUUCACGCACAUGCAGUCUUUACUCCUGAGGAAAUAGAUCGAAACACUCGUUGGAAUGCAGGAUGAAUGGACGUCAUAGACAUUCAGAAUGUGGUGGAGAGAAUAAUCAGCACGGUCGUAGGAGGAAUCGAAUCCCAAUUAUCUCGAACGUGAUAACUUUGGUUUGUAUUCGGGAAGUACAAGGCCAAAUUAUCUGCCAGAGGUUCCCACCUACACGGCCCAGAGGACAACUGACAUCAUCUCCACCGUGAGAAAUUAAUAUCUCAAGUAGUUGCCUAGUUCAUCUUAUGUUUUAUGUAUUUUAAACGGUGAAGUAUCAUGAAUGAACAAAACAGUGAAAAAGUGACCUGAAGAUGUGCUUGUCGAAACGUCAUUCAUAAGUGACCCCCCCCCCCCAGUGAAACAGUGCAUUAUAAUAGUGUAAUUACAAUAAACACUGAUAUAAAUUGUGCAAAAAAGUGACGGUGUAUUACAGCAGUAAUUACAUUACAGUUUACAUGAAAAUUGAUUCCAUAUUUCUGGCCACGUCUGUACGUGUGGGCGAGAACAAUUCGGUAACCAUGGAGACAGUCUGCAAACAAGACACCAUAUGACGACAAAGAUGAGCGACAAGUUCAUUACAAGUCAAGGUGCAAUGAAUAUUUGCCCCCCUCGGCUCCGUGUCCUGAGUUCGACUCCCUCUUCUAUAAUGUUGUCAUGGGAUGAGACUGAGGGACCAUCUCGGUGUGAAGAACAGGAUGAAAUUUAUCGGCUGCAGUACACACUACAAAUCAAGGACAGGGUACAAGGAUGGGUCACUGUCUACUGGGGUUUUCAAACGAAGUUUGAAGUAACUGGACUAGGCCCCCUGGAGUGUUAUCAGUUUAAACUUAAGGUCACUACCCCUGAAGGAGAUGGCCCCUGGAGCCCGCAGAUUGCUGCCGCAACGAAAGAAGGUCAGAUGGCGAUUGUGAACCUAUUCAGGGCAAUUCAGUAUGGCCAACCAAAAAUUGCAAAGAAGAAUCUUACAAAUAGGUAUGGCUCUGUGGAGGUCUUCAACUCGAUGGGCAUGUCGCCACUUAUGCAGGCAGCAUCUCUUGGUGACCCAGAGAUGGUGAACCUGAUGCUAAGUGCUGGAGCCGAUGUGAAUUUGACCAGCAAAGGGGUUGGCAGAACAGCCCUCAUGAUUGUAUGCUUCAAGGGAGACGCAAAAAUUGCACAUCAGCUGAUAGAGCGUGGGGCUAACUGGGAUAUUCGUGACAGGAAUGGUUGCACUGCUCUGCAUUAUGCAGUGGAUGGAUCAGAGAUGGAGACAGUGGAGAUGGCUCUGGAUGAAGGUGCAGACAUAGAAGCAAAGGAUGUCGAACAGUGGACACCACUCAUGAGAGGAGUGAUACUGGAGAGCUCAGUUCAGAUUCUUAAGAAACUGUUGGAACGAGGUGCAACUCCAAACUGCGUGGAUCGACGUGGACAAACAUGCCUUAUGCAGGCUGUUUUGUCAGGUUGCAAGGACAUUGUAAAGCUGUUGGUAGACUCGGGAGCAGACUUGGUUCCAUGCAAUGUUUACCAUAACACAGCUCUUGAUAUGGCAUGUGCCAGGGAUGUUAAGGAAAUCAUUGUGGUCUUAUCCCCCAACACUGCAGGAGACAAAUUACAUGAAGAGACUGAAGAUUAUUAAUGACAAGAUGUAAGCAUAUGGAUACAGAAAAUCUUGAGGUAUAAAUUUUUUAGUGAGUGGGUUAGGAGUAGCUGCUACCAACAUUUUGUGCAAUAAGAUGAAGCCAAGUGUUGUAUUGGCUUCCCCUCAUAUUUGACAUGGUUUUGUAUGUUUAAAAUUUAAAAUUGUUCUCGAUGUAAGACUUCUGGUUUUCAUAGUGAAUUGAGGAAAGAUGAUGCACCAUAUAGCAUUUGACUGAAUUCCAACAUUUUGGAGGAAUAUACUGCCCAUAGGACUUUGGACUGAAGGUUGAGGCAGUCUGUUCUUCAAAAAUAUUGGUACAAAACCAAAAUGCUGAAUUCCCAAAGGCAUAAGUAGUAUGUUCCUUUGAAAUGCUGGUACACAAAUAUAAUGCUACGCAGCAUAACAAUCCAGAAGACUGCCAUCUAUAUAAAUUGUUUGUAAUUAAUGAUUACAUCAAAAUAUAAUGGUGAUUAAAGUAACACACUGAAUAAGGUA
Molecule: messenger RNA, 3159 nt
Organism: Zootermopsis nevadensis
Lineage: Eukaryota; Metazoa; Arthropoda; Insecta; Blattodea; Termopsidae
Source: RefSeq, a predicted model, not a curated record